UGCUGGCAUUAGCUGGAUGUUCACUGACACAGCAAAGCACUGUCUGCAGCUCUGCUCUGUACGAAAACGGUUGUUUUGCUGAGUGGUAAUUGCAAGAUAUGUGUACAUCUUGAGGAGGAGGGAAUCAGCUUUUCUCGUCAUACACAGGCUAAAAUGCUCCCGGACGCAUUUGGGUGCGCUGUGGCGAACAGGUAUGGGGAUCUUCUGGAUGACGAUGCUGACCCCUUCGACUCAAUAACUAAAGCAGAAAUCGAGAAGGCCAACAAGAAAAAGAAGGACAACGAGGAGAAGAAAGCCAAGCCGAAAAAACCUGGGCAGAAGGAGUCCCAGAAGGACAGACGCGUCUCUGUUGCUCCGGAGGGCCCCGACCCGGCUCCAGUCCGUAAGCAGCCGCUGCAGCAGCAGCAGCAGCCCCCACAGCAAGGACGUCCUGGACCAGUAACUGAGAGUGGGUAUGGUCGAGGGGAGUCCCAGAGGAACACAAAGAGGCCUGCUUUUGGGGAGCGCAGGGCCAACCAAGACGAGUACCCACAGGAUUUUUCCAUCCCCAAGCCUUACUAUAAUACAGAGUCCGAUCAAGGGGGCUUCAGAGGUAGAAGAGAAGGGAGAGGUGGUGGUGGUGGAGGAGGAGGGUAUGCGAGGAUCUCCGAGAACUUCAACCCGAGGGGCAAGAGAGGUUAUGAUCGACACAGCGGAACAGGUAUCUCUCCUGAGGAAAAGCGAGGAGGCAGAGGACCCUGGAACUGGGGCAGUGCUGAAGAAAAUACAGGUGAAUUAAUGGAGGUUACCCCUGAUGCUUUGAACAAAUCUGAGGAUAAGAUUCCUGCUGAGGAUGAUGAUCAGUAUCGCGCAGAAGAGGAUGGAGAGAUGGUGGUCCAUGUUGCCGUGGAGAUGACCCUGGACGAGUGGAAGGCGCUGCAGGCGACAAGUCGUCCCAAGGCAGACUUUAAUAUCCGCAAAGCAGAGGAUCAGAUUCCCACCAAAGCCAAGGUCAUCCACAAGUCAAAGAAGGUGGAGAUCAUAAAGGAGGGGAUCCUUGAAGAAGUGGAGGAUGACAGCCACUUCCUGCGUAGGUCCAUGAAUGACAUCACCUCCCUUCUGGACAUCAAUUUCGGGAGUCUUGGACGUCCCAGUCGUGGGGGUCGAGGAAGGGGAGCACGAGGUGGUCCGGCUACUCGCCCAGAGAGAGCUAAACCCGUGUUUGAGAGGGAGGAGGACUCGGCUCCUAACCCCGAUGACCCAGAAGACUUCCCAGCACUGUGUGCAGGAAAAUAACUGAGUUCACUUCUCCUGUGGGGAAUAGUGGUUGCACUUAACAAUGUUAAAAAAAGAACAUUUAAUGUCUCUACUGUUCUUAAGGUUGGGGUUUUAUUGUACUGGAUUUAUUUUGUUCUGUUGCACUGUUCGGCAUUUGGAGAAUAAAUGCUUUUGCAAGUUUA
Molecule: messenger RNA, 1439 nt
Organism: Trematomus bernacchii (emerald rockcod)
Lineage: Eukaryota; Metazoa; Chordata; Actinopteri; Perciformes; Nototheniidae
Product: intracellular hyaluronan-binding protein 4-like
Exons: 8
Coding region: 154-1275 (373 amino acids)
Biological process (GO): positive regulation of RNA splicing; positive regulation of translational initiation
Cellular component (GO): nucleus; cytoplasm
Molecular function (GO): RNA binding
Source: RefSeq, a predicted model, not a curated record